AACGGCCCCCUUCCUGAUCUGACACACACAUAUGCAGUGAAACGGCAUGCGGAUCCUCAUGCAUCAUGUCCUCUUUCGACUGUUAACCGUUUGUGGUGAAAUUCUGAGCUUGACUGAGUUAUCUGUCCGUUUCAGGUAUAUCUGUGUGUUUUUUUACACUCAUGAGUGCAUGUGGGAGUGUUGGGUGGGUGGGACAGGACCAAAGAUAACACCUAAGAAAGACUUGAACAAAGUGACAGUUUGCACCACAGGCUAUAUUUCUCAACCAAGUAAAAACUGACUCAGACACUGACUCCGGUUUAGCAUUUUGUGAAUACAGUCCAGCAGUUCUGAGUGUUGUCAACUCAAAACUGUCUCUGAAAUCUCCGGCAAGAAUUAUACCAUUGACAAAGAUGCCGCUCCCAUCAUACCAGUCAUCCCGCUGAUGAAGUGAGAAGCUUUUCUCACUUCAUCUCUGUGCACCGUAGCAGGAAAGCGGCGGUGCAAUCAAUAGCAAAAAUAAUGAGUGCAUUCCAUUCAGGUGAAUCAGUUUCAGCAUACCGGUGCAGUACGUGCCAGGACGCUCGAAAGAAACCGGCCAUGUGGUAAUGUGAUUUAUUACUAUUGUACUUUUCCUGCCAUGACAAGUCAAAAUGUGUCUUCCUCGCCAGUGGCACCAUGAACUCUGCUUGGCGAGACAAUAGUUGGCACAUUUGAUGUUUUAAGUGGCUGUGACCUAGAGUACAAAAAGCCCAAGAGGCGUGAGUAAAACUGCUGUUUACUUCCCUCCUGUGAUUUUAAUUUUCUUACUUCCUGUUAUUGAAGCACUUUGGCACUCUCUCUUGAUGCCAGGCUAUAGAGUUGUGUCUAAUUUUCAAUGACUAAGCCAUAAAAAUGAGCACUAAUGUGGCCCGGAGUGACUUUCCUAACCUGAAUCUGUGGAACGACUCGUACGCAAGACUUCAGGCUGAAGGCUACAGGGAGCAGCGGUGAACAGAGAGCAGGGAUGUGUGUGUGCGUGCGUGUGUGUGGAGGGAGAAUGUAUGUGUGCCUAUAAGACAGAUUUUACGUCUGUGUGGCUCGGCUUUGAUGUUCCAACACACACACGCCUUCAUGCACUCGCACGCGCACACACUACAAAUGAUUGUUUUUAAGAAUUCAAGCCAGGGAGCUCCAAUAGGCAGCCUGCCAGCUGGCCACGGUCCAGGGAGCGGAGCAUAGCCAGCACAGAGAGAAGGAACCUGUCUCAAACACGCACGCAUACACGCACGCACACACGCACACCACUCUACUUUUACUGACUCUUCUACACCUGUCCUUGUUUUAUGUCUCCGUACUCGUGCCUUUCCUCAUCUCUUUACCUCUCUUUCUCUCGUCCUCUCAUCUACAGCAUCUCAAAGCUCUCCACUUUCCUUUCACUUGUCCCUUCAUCUUUCAUUCUCCCUUACAAGCACAUACACACACACACGCACACGCACAUGUGCACCCCCGCCCCCACACACACACACACAUCCCCCGCUCCUCUCUCCGUAUGCCUCACAGCAGCAGCGCACUCAUGACUUUUGAUAUUGACAGUCUUGCUCUUCUCUAGUGUCUGUUUCCCCCGACCAUCUCCCCCUUCAUCCAACCAUUGAACCCCCUCCUUUUUUACUCUUCCUUUACUUUAUUUUCUCUCCACAUUUUGGCCUCAGUGGCACUCCAUGUCAUUCCAGUUCCAUCUAUCUCCCUCCCCCCCGGUUUUAUCACUCAUCAUUACCCAGGGGAUUGGCCUUAGAUGGCUGAUAGAGCCUUUUGGCUAAUUGUCACCAUUUAGAUUCACUGGUUGUUAACCAGUCAGAAUAAUCACAUACACACAUGCACACUAGAAGCAGCGUGGGGGUGUUGCUGGUUUUGCUGUGUGACUGUGGAAUGCGUAGGAUGAGUUUUUAUGGAGUGCUGUUUACUUUGGCCACCACCAUUAAACUUUUAACGGCUGCCAAUUAACGGGCCAGCAAGGACACUCUGUGGGGCAUGAAACCAACUUCUGGAAAACAGACUCCGGCAUCCGCACAGCCACACAGUCUAGCACCAUAUUCUAAAGAUAUGUUGGUCUGCCAAGAUUUCCUCAAUCCCACAACCUAGUUCAACGUCCUUGAAGACAAGGAACAAAGUGAAACGAUCAUUCACCUCCCAGUGACCUCCUUGGAGGACUCGCGGUGUGUGUUUCAGGGCUAGGAGUGGGAGUGAUGCUUUCUCCUUUUCGUCUUAGGUUUUGGGAGGAAAACUGUGUUUUGUAGAAGAGCAAAUUCCAUCCAUUCAAAAUCUGCAAACACUUGGCAGUAGUGGUCGGCUGUGGUUUCUGUCACCCUUCUGUCCACUGUAAAUAAUGUCAACUCAUCUGGCAUGUUUGUGCAAGAGUGCAUUUAUGGUGAAAAUAGAACCAACUGGCUGUAGUUUUUCAGUGUUUUUCCAAAAUUAGGGUCUUUUAUGAUAGAUUGCAGAGAUAAACUGUUUGUGUAGGGUGCUGCUGAAUGUCAACGCUGGGAAGAAACAUGAAUUCUCUCUUGCUUCCCCCUUUCCUAUUGACAGGGUACCCGGGCUAUUCAGGAAGUCUUGCUUCUCCUUUUCUUUCCAUGAGUGCCCUGGAUCACCAUAGCAGCAGUCUCUAUGGACAGCCCCGCUUCUAUGAAACCCAAAAAGAUCACUUCUACCUGAGAGGCCUUCCUCCCCAGUCUCCUCUACUCUCCACCAAUCACAGCCUUCCUCCACUGUCCAGGACAGCUUUAGGCCACCCACUUGGCCCCUGCAGUCGCGAGAUGGACAGUGGGGGAGGAGGUGUGAAGAGCUUUAAAGAUGUGGGAGAAAAGGGGGGUUUGUCAAAAGAGAGGGAAAAAUUGAGCAGCAAAGAGCGACACCAGGACAGCAAAGAAAAGCAGCAGCUUCACAACCAACACCAUUCUCAUCAGAUGAACUCUGCCACCACUCCAUCCAGCAUCCACCAAGCUUACUCCCAUCCACAACAUGCCCUUCUUCCACAUCUUUCCUUCCAGGGUCGGGAACAAGACCACAGAAACUCUUUAGAGCGACACAAAGAGUAUAAAGACAGUGACUUGGGUAGUCAGGGAGCAAAACCUAUGAGUGCCUGUAAACUGUCCAGUGGGACAGGGUCAGAGGGUGCCUGUGAAGCAAAAGGUGGAACACUAAGCAGCUGCAGUGGUGGGGCAAGCAGACUUUCAUCUGGAAUAAGCCGGCAAGGCUCAAAAGAUGCUCCCAUAACUGGGGAAAUGAGAAUCAGUGACUCUUCAACUUCUUCAUCUGAGUGUAUGCGUCGAGGAACUGUUACAGCAGCAUCAUUCCUGACACCCCCGACCCCUCACGCUGUAGCUUCCUACUCCAUGCCUCCACCCCCUGCACCACCGCCUCAUACCUUACACAUAGGCUCCACAGUAUCUGGAGGGUGGCUACACCCUGCAAAUCACCACCCGCAUCCUGAGUUUUACUGUCCUCCUCCCCCACCUCUAACACUUACACCUUCAAAAGAGCCCACAUCCAGCCCUGGAGGAUCCAGCAGGGAAGCAAAGGUCAAUGGCUCAACUUAUGUGCCCUCAGUUGGAUCACAAGGGGACAUGUCCCCCUCUGACUGCCAUGGAGCAAGCGGAGGGGCGAGAAAAGACGAAAAAACCGUAGAGGGAUCCCAUGAAAGUCCCUCUCACCAUCCCAGCCGCCUUAGUAGCUGCCAGAAGAAGGACAAAUCCCAGCCCCACCUACAGCAGACGGGAUAUGGCAAAGCUGACAAACCUCCUGAUUGGAAUCAGCAGACACAUCACUUCAACAAACCUGGCUCCAACGGAAUUUCUCAACCUGAACUUCGGUCCUGCAGCUUAGAAACAAAUCUCUCUUUUAAAGAUGCUGAUGUUGCAAAUGAGAUUUGCCAUCAUCUCCCACAAGCCAAGUCUGGUUCUGAUACUGGCACUUCCUCACUAAGGGACUGUUCUCUCUCAAGUCCAGAUGGAAAAGUGGGAUCUGGACUUGGAACUCAGAGGGAAGGACAAAAGGUUGCAAGGAUACGACAUCAGCAGCACAACAGCCAGACUGCAGCCACAGAGGAGCAGUUAAGGGAUGGAAGUCAGGCAGCAUCUUCAUGGGGAGCUCUGGGGAGCCAGCAAGAAGACCAGAGAAAAGGUAGUCAUCUUGGAUCAGUUAGUAAACAGCCUCCUCCCCUGUCCCAUUCCUUGCCACACACAGCUGAUGGUGAGGGAGGUGCCAUGAAGAACCUUAUGAACUACAGCUCUCAGCAACCUUUGUUACUGCCUCAGCGGAGCCCCUUCGGAGGUCUGGGCUGCCUUAACAAGAGUGGGGAGAGAUCAGAGAGGACAGACAGAGGAGGAGCUAAAAGCAACACUUCCCUGCAAGACCCCUCCAAACAAUCUCUCCCUUCUCGCCGUGGCUCCACUAACGAGGGUGAAAAGACUGACAGGGGUGCAAAGGAGGCCGGAGAAGCCGGAGAGGGGGAGGUCCGACAGCCUCCAGUGGGCAUUGCUGUCGCUGUAGCCAGGCCCCCCCAUCGUUCUCCAGACAGCACUCCUGGAAACAGCAGACAGGGCCGGGUGCUGCCCAGCCUGAAAGGAGUAUCGCGCACUGUGUAUCCUCUUGGUCGGGAGUUGGAGGAGAGGAAGAGGAUGUCAGAGGACCAGAUUGGUCUUCAUCACCACGACAGAGAUAGAGAACUGGUCAUCAGGGAAAACAAGGACUGCAUGGAGUUCGCUCGGAUCCACCCAUCCAGUAGCUGCCAUGGUGACCUGACCCCUCACCUCCUUGUCCCCGGUGGAGCAAACCAAUUAGGGGACCCUGUUGCACAUGCUCACCCAGCUCACCGCCACUGGAUGCAGAGGACAGGAAGUCCCUCCCUCUGGAUGGGCCCUUCAUACGGUCUGAGCCAUGUGGGGAUGAGCCCCAGCUUCCCACCAGGUCUUCCCAACCCUCUACAGCCAGUCUUGGGGUCCCUCAGCCAAGAUCCUAACUCCCCUCUUGUGGUUCUUCCUACAGAACCAGGGCCUCAUCAUCCUCUCGGUAUGAAAAGCAGACUUUCACAGCAACAACAGUAUGCAUAAUGAUUGUUGUGUACCCAGGCUUACUGCCUUGCUGCCUCCUGCUUUCUUCUCAUUUGUACAAUGGAUGCUGCUGCUGCCGGUCCUCUCUCUGAGUUUUAGUAUCACUGGCUAAUCAUAAUAUAAUGCUCAACUAAGCCCCUCUGUCAGAGGGACAAUGUUUUAUUGCUUUGUUAAUGGGAGCUGCUAUUCCAUUGCCCCCUCUGCAUGUGCCUAACAUUACGCAAACCAUUUGAACUGGCGUUUCAUCCCUCUUGUGGUAGAGUGUAGAGGUGCUUAGACUGUGUGUGCAUGUUAAAAGUCAUGUUAAUGUCUAAAGCAACAUGUAGGGACAGUGU
Molecule: messenger RNA, 5404 nt
Organism: Poecilia reticulata (guppy)
Lineage: Eukaryota; Metazoa; Chordata; Actinopteri; Cyprinodontiformes; Poeciliidae
Source: RefSeq, a predicted model, not a curated record